UGAAGACAGGAAGCUUAAGGUCGAGGGAGUGGUGAAGCGUGAAAUUAUGUUCUUCCCAGUUGAUGUCUUAUUGGGGAAGCGUGAUAACUUUCAGAAAGAGUAGACAGACAUCAACAGCGUUAAAUGUGUUUACCGAAGGCUGGAGCAAAACUUUGAGAUAUUCUACGAGACAAUUUUUUCAGUGUCAGAAUUGAUUAAGAGAAUGCUAUAAAAAUCCCAAAACUACAGUAUUUUGUCUUGUGUCUUGAAAGACUGGUCUUCUGAAUAUCGUAAAAGGAAAUUAUUCUGUUUGGCGGAAUUUCUGGUUAGGAAAGAAACUGAAAAAUUGUGAAUCGUGAAACGGGAAGUUCAAGUUAUGACAUCAUCAGAAUUUUUACACGUGCUACCUGGACAGCACGUGUAUGACGACGUCUUGUUCUUUGGUUACAGCCCUCCUGAUGUACUGGACGCGGUCAAGGAAUUCACUGUUAGGAACGAUGACGUAUUCAUUGUGACGUACCCCAAAGCAGGAACAACAUGGAUGCAAGAGAUUCUCUGGCUAAUCAUGAACGCGGGAGAUUUUGAGGGCGCCCACAAAAAGCCAGUCUACUUCCGGUCACCUUUCUUGGAGUUCAAGGACGACAUUUUGAACGAGGUCGGCCUUGAACUUGCUGAACCCCUGCCAUCGCCACGUGUGAUGAAGACACACCUCCAACCCUCUAUGCUACCACGGACCAUUGCACAGACUGACUGCAAGAUAGUACUUGUGUUCCGGAAUCCUAAGGAUUUGUGCGUGUCUUACUACCAUUUCUACAAGUCAAGUUCGUCCGUCGGCAACUUUAAAGGCACAUGGUCGGAAUUUCUGGAGAUGUUUAAAGCUGGCCACGUGGACCAUGGUUCCUGGUUUGACUUCACUCGGCUUUGGUGGGAGCAGAGAGAUAGCCCAAACGUCAAACUGGUCUUCUACGAGGAUAUGAAACAGAACCUACCGGAAGCAGUAAAGGGUCUGUGCGAGUUCCUGGAUAGGCCACUAGACGAUUCCACGGUACAGAGGAUCGCGAAACACUGCGAGUUCAGCAGUAUGAAGAAGAAUCCAAUGACUAAUCACCUGGAUGUGUACUCCAUAGACAGCAAGAUAUCUCCUCUUCUCAGGAAAGGAGAGGUCGGAGACUGGAUGAACUACUUCACGGUCGCACAGGACAAGGAGUUCGAGUCUUUCUACAACGAGAAACUCGGGGCAUUGGAGAUACCGUUUAAAUACCAACUGUGAAUGUGCAAUGGCAGACUGCGUUAGACAUUCUUCCCAAUGUGAACCGUUAACUGGUGGUGUCGCCUCGCUUCGUAUACGACAAACUAGACUGGUGGCCAGUCCUUCGUUUUUGAGAAGAAUUUUCCAGCUACAUUUCCUACUAGCUUAUCUCCCCUGGUUUGAAACUUAUACUGGUACCAGUGACCAAAACUUUUCUGAUUAAUUCAAUUUCACUAGACGGUGGUCAGUCUAGCCUCAAACCUACCAUAAACAAGUUUUCCAAAUUGGAUUCCAUUUGAUCUACUAUUUUCAAAUUUGUGUUAUCUUGCUGAUCUUAGGUGAAUAAUUUCAUGUUUUGUUUGUCAUUUUCAAAAUAUCUGCUCAUAAUUCGACGCUGUUCUCGUAUUAAGGUCGAACCUAGUUAAAUCAGCUGCCGCUGCUCAGAUUGUACCACAA
Messenger RNA from Mizuhopecten yessoensis (Yesso scallop), 1684 nucleotides. RefSeq names its product sulfotransferase 1C4-like. The record is from RefSeq and is a predicted model, not a curated record. The transcript has 6 exons. Gene Ontology annotation, molecular function: sulfotransferase activity. Gene Ontology annotation, biological process: sulfation. NCBI's taxonomy places the organism in Eukaryota, Metazoa, Mollusca, Bivalvia, Pectinida, Pectinidae. Gene Ontology annotation, cellular component: cytoplasm. The coding region runs from base 356 to 1249 and encodes 297 amino acids.